AUGAGUCCUGCGCAUAUCAAUGCCGGACCUCGAGAUGCAAAUCCGACAACUACCGGCGGCCCCGAUAGCGAUGAAUGCGCAAACAAUAUACGGCUUGACGAGGGUAUAAUGGACAGGAGUAACGGUGCACCACGGCUCAGGCAGGCCGGUCCACGGUCCAAGCGGGUUCUCCUGUCAACCAGCACACCGUUUGCGGAUACGAUCGUUCGCUCACUCUACCGAGACCCCGACGUCGAGCUCCGGUUAAUAGUACCGCAAGGGUUGGAGGUUGGGCAAAAUGAAUUAGAAAACGUCAGAUAUUAUGAAGAUGCACCACAACGGGUUACGGACACGACUAGCCAGCCUUUGAGGGGACAGUUCAAUAUGACGGCUGCUAAUCUUGCAGACUGGGCAGAUUUGUUGAUCAUAAGCCCCAUGGAUGCUGGAACACUUGGGUCAAUGGUUUGUGGACUGACUACGAGCCUUACGUUGACUCUGCUGCGAGGCUGGGAUGUUUCUAAGUCUGUUAUUCUUGUUCCAGGGAUGACUGCCCGCCAGUGGGUCGCCCCUAUCACUAGGAGGCAUCUUGACGAUAUACAAGUGUUCUGGCCGUGGGUAAAGGUAAUUCCUCCCAUUCUUUCUAAGUUUGAAGCCCCUGAUCGGCUUGUAGAGUUGCCCUGGGACGGGCGAGAAUCAUUCUACGACGAAAUCAGAAAAGGCCUGGGGUGGUCUGUCAAGAUAGAUGGCGAAGGUAUCCCAAUUGUCGGACAGUCGAGUUUGCGAGAGACCGAAACCGAAAGGGCGCAGAACGGGUUGGAUGGAAGCCCCCAAUCCGCCAGCCUUCAAUCAGGCCAAAGCUUUUCCUCGCAGACUACAGUUUCGCAUCCCACUUCUACCGAACCAGCCCUCCCGUCCGAAUUAUUAUCGAUGAUCUUUGAAGCCCUUGGUGACUGGGAGACCGCUGCUGCAGUGGGUGUGUACACCCGAAUACCAAUUCCCGAACAGUGGAAACCCCUAAUACCCCGUUCAUAUACCUCGCAAUGUACACUUGAAUAUGCAAUCCUAAAACGGCCGUUCUCCGAAAUCGAACAAUACCUCUCCUCAGCUUCGCCGUGGAAACCGCUAUCAAUGCUAUCUGCGCAUCUUAUUCUCAAAUUCUCCCGCAUAGACAUUUUAGAUUUCAUCAUCACAUCCAGAUCAGAUAUUUUCUGGUCUACACCGCGACUCCUAAACCUCCCAUUCCGCGCUUCAGCUAUAUAUGGCAACACAGCUCUCCUCGAUUGGUGGCUUCAUUGCACCGAGCUACCGAAGAAAGAUUAUUUAACAGAUGCGAUGGACUCUGCUUCACGUGCUGGAUUUAUCCAUGUUCUUGAAUGGUGGCGAAAAUCUGGCUUACCGCUCCUAUAUACAGAACGCGCCCUAGAGUCAGCUUCAGCAGAAGGCCACAUAGCCGUCCUAUCCUGGUGGAGGAAUGCCUCUGAAUGCUCUCCGGAGCACGCCCUACCACUCAAAAUCGGCAAAUCUGUCCUCCUUGCGGCCCAGUCUGGGAGGACGAAUUCAAUAGCCUGGUGGGAUCAAUCGGGCAUACCAUACUCGUAUACCGAAUCUGUGGCUCGCAUCGCCAGUACGCAUGGUCACGUUCCUGUUUUGGAACUUUGGUAUAAAUUGAAAGGCUCCAAGAUGAUCUUUGAUAACCAGGUUCUGGUCGGUGCUACGAAGAACGGGCAUGUGGAUGUUCUUGAAUGGUGGCGAAGAAGCGGAUUACACGUCGAAUUUAAGACGUGUGAUAUAGAAGAGGCACUGGAAGACGCAAUAUCUGGCACUGAAGAGCGGGUACGCCGGUGGUGGGAGAGAAAUGGUUUAAAUUUGGGCGUUGGGACGAGUGAGUGGAUGAAGGUUAAGGUCCUUUAA
Molecule: messenger RNA, 1890 nt
Organism: Arthroderma uncinatum
Lineage: Eukaryota; Fungi; Ascomycota; Eurotiomycetes; Onygenales; Arthrodermataceae
Exons: 1
Coding region: 1-1890 (629 amino acids)
Biological process (GO): coenzyme A biosynthetic process
Cellular component (GO): phosphopantothenoylcysteine decarboxylase complex
Molecular function (GO): FMN binding; phosphopantothenoylcysteine decarboxylase activity
Source: RefSeq, a predicted model, not a curated record